UGCAUUUCUCUAUCUAUCCAACAAACGAAACAAGAAAAAAAACUUGGUUAUGGAGUCUGGUUUUUCUCAUUUUUGAACAUAUAAAAAAAAUUAAUGGAGUCCAGUUUCACUUCUUACACCAAUUUUAAACCCUCUUCUCCUCUUUUGUUAUCCCCUUCUACUGCUUCUUCUCACUCUCUAAUCCCUUCCAACCUCAAAUUCUCGAAAUUAAAGGUUAGGAAUCGUUUAUUGAUCAGAAACGCUUGUGGGUUUAAUGAGAAUGAGUCUUUUAAUGGAUUGCCUAUCAUACCCAACAAGCUUUUCAUGCAAGAGGCAAUUGGAGCUGAAUAUGGAGAAGGUUUUGAGACUUUUAGACAAGACGGUCCUUUGAAAGUUGAUGUGGAUUUUUUGAAUGAUAGAUUGCAAGAAGGUUUUCUUCACCGCAUACGUUAUGCUAUGAAACCCGAUGAAGCAUACGGUCUUAUUUUCUCAUGGGAUAAUGUUGUGGCAGAUACCCGAUCUAUGAAGUUGAAUGCGUGGAAGCAACUUGCAUCUGAAGAAGGAAAAGAAAUUCCUGAAGAUGGACAUGUACGAAGGCAGAUGCUAUAUGCAGGUGCUGAUCAUGUAUUGCAUAAGGUGUUACGUUGGGAGACAUCAGAAAGUGAUGUGAAUCGAUUGAAGUUGAAGCUAUCACAGCUAUAUUAUGAACAUCUACUUAGGCUUAGAGAACCCACGGAGGGUCUAAAAGAGUGGCUAGAUGCUGUAGCUAGAGCUCGCAUUCCUUGUGCUGUUGUCUCAAGUCUAGACCGGGUAAACAUGGUGGAAGUCCUGGAGCGGAUGGGGCUCAAGAAAUACUUUCAGGCAGUCGUAGCUGAAGAAGAUGGCAUGGAGUCGACAGCGCAUAGAUUUCUGUCAGCAGCUCUCAAGCUUGAUAGGAAACCGUCCAAAUGUGUGGUGUUUGAGGAUGAUCCCAGAGGCAUAACCGCCGCACACAACUGUACUAUGAUGGCCGUGGCACUGAUUGGUGCACAUCCUGCGUAUGAACUAGUGCAAGCUGAUCUUGCAGUUGGUAGCUUCAAUGAACUGUCAGUGAUAAAUCUGAGGAGAUUAUUUGCUAAUAAAGGCUGUAGCUUUAUGGACAAGGAAAAGCAGAUUAUAGAGAAAUCUCCUUCAAAAAGAAAGCUAACAAUUGAUACUAUCUUCUGAUUUCUUUUCACCUUAAAUUCUCACUGUAAUUUAGAUCUUGAUAUCCAGUCAUUAGAUGUUCUCAGCUCUUAUGUCAAGUGUUUUGACAUUUGAUAAUACAUGUAAUUUUUUGGUAAUUAGAUUGUUGGCUGUUACUUUGUUGUGGAUAAAUUGAGAUAUACUUUUCAUUCAAAA
Mercurialis annua (annual mercury) is the source of this 1359-nucleotide messenger RNA. Its product is annotated as 5-amino-6-(5-phospho-D-ribitylamino)uracil phosphatase, chloroplastic. Lineage: Eukaryota; Viridiplantae; Streptophyta; Magnoliopsida; Malpighiales; Euphorbiaceae. Bases 94 to 1185 code for a protein of 363 amino acids. The record is from RefSeq and is a predicted model, not a curated record. The transcript has 11 exons.